Molecule: messenger RNA, 833 nt
Organism: Musca vetustissima
Lineage: Eukaryota; Metazoa; Arthropoda; Insecta; Diptera; Muscidae
Product: sodium/nucleoside cotransporter 2-like
Exons: 4
Biological process (GO): nucleoside transmembrane transport
Cellular component (GO): membrane
Molecular function (GO): nucleoside:sodium symporter activity
Source: RefSeq, a predicted model, not a curated record
AUCAUGGAGGACUCAAAAAACGGUGAAGUAAAUAAAGCCUUUUCCGUUGAAGAGGCAAUUGAAAAUGGCUUCGAAACACAUAAGACUGAAUUCCAAAUGGACGAUACUAGUGAUAUAGAUAAAUCCAGUAAAUCAAUGCGUAUCGUUAAAACUAGUUUAAUAUGGUUGGUCCACAUUUUAGUGGGAUCAUAUUUUGGUUAUGCCACACAUUACUAUAUUCGAGAAUAUAACAAUCAUCAUUGUGAUUGGGCCUGGGAACCCGAUGCAAUAUAUUGUCCUAUGCGAUUCUGUAGUGGCUAUGGAUUUCUGAUAUUGUUUCUUGGCUUCACCUAUUUCGGUUUAAUCUAUUAUUAUAUUUUUAAGCCGAAAUUGGGACGGACACUGCAUCGUCAGUAUUUGGUACCAUUGGAUCGAUGGUGGAUGGUAUUCAGUAGAAGGAGAGUAAUAUCGGCAAUUCUAAUUGGCAUUUUGUUGGUAGCAUUGGCUAUUUUCUUGUAUUUCGAAACGAAAGAUGAACCCCAGAAACUGACUUCAUUGGUGGCACCCUGUUUCUUUAUACUCUGUGGUUAUGUGUUCUCAACCGAUCGUUCGGCCAUUAAAUGGCGUGUCGUUAUAACCGGCAUCACAUGUCAAUUUAUAUUGGGUAUUAUUUGUAUACGCUGGAGUGUUGGACGCAGUAUUUUCGAAUGUGUUGGCAAUAAAACAGCCACUUUCCUGGCAUUUGCCGAUGAGGGUAGCCGCUUCGUUUAUGGCGAUAAUAUUGUCAAUCAGGGCGUCUUCGCCUUUGCCAUUUUAUCGGUCAUCUAUUUCUUCAGUUUUGUUAUAUCCAUUCU